AGAGUGAGAAGUGUUGGAUGAGAGCGAGAGGGGAAGACUGGAGCAGGGAAGAGUGCAACACGAAACACCAUCCUGGGGAGAGAGGUGUUUAAAGCGAAGGAUUCUCCAGUGUCUGUGACUGCUCAGAGUGAGAAACAGAGUGGAGUGGUGGAUGGGAGGAAGAUUUAUGUAAUUGACACCCCGGGGCUCUAUGACACAACAAUGUCUCCAGAAGAGAUGAAAAGUGAAAUAGUCAGGUGUAUAGAAAUGUCAGUCCCAGGACCCCACGCCUUCCUGCUGGUGAUCAGACUGGGGAGGUUCACAGAGGAGGAGCAGAACACUGUGAAGUGGAUCCAGGAGAGCUUUGGAGAAGAAUCCUCAAUGUACACCAUAGUGCUGUUCACACAUGGAGAUCAACUGAAGGGAAAAUCAGUGGAGGAGUUUCUGGCUAAGAGCAAAGAUCUACAGAAACUCAUCAAUAUCUGUGGGGGCAGAUAUCACUCCCUAAGCAAUGACAAGAGAAAAGACACUCAGGUCCCAGAGCUGCUGAAGAAGAUAGAGGAGAUGGUGUCGAGGAAUGGAGGAAAACACUACACCAAUGAGAUGUACCAGGAGGUCCAGAGGAAGAUCAACGAGGAAAAGGAGAGGAAGAGACAGGAAGAGAAGAGAGAGAGAGAGAGAGGAGACAGGAAGAGGAAGAAAUAAGAAAAAGAUAAGAAAAAUUGAAUGACUGCAAGUGGUCAGCACUUGCCAGUUCGGGUGCAUUGGGAGCCAUGUACAUCUCUCCAUGGUCGUUUGCAGCAGGGGCUGUAUUCGCCGCUGUUAAAGGUUAUGAAUGCAUGGACACCUAUUUCAAAU
Salmo salar (Atlantic salmon) is the source of this 837-nucleotide messenger RNA. Its product is annotated as GTPase IMAP family member 9-like. Gene Ontology annotation, molecular function: GTP binding. The record is from RefSeq and is a predicted model, not a curated record. NCBI's taxonomy places the organism in Eukaryota, Metazoa, Chordata, Actinopteri, Salmoniformes, Salmonidae.